AUGGCCGCUGACAUCAGCCAGUGGGCCGGGCCGCUAUGCCUGCAGGAGGUGGACGAACCGCCCCAGCGCGCCCUGCAGGUCGACUAUGCCAGGGUGACGGUGGAUGAGCUGGGUAAAGUGCUAACGCCCACCCACGUUAUGAAUAGGCCCAGCAGCAUUUCGUGGGAUGGCCUUGAUCCUGGGAAACUCUACACCCUGGUCCUCACUGACCCGGAUGCUUCCAGCAGGAAGGACCCCAAAUUCAGGGAAUGGCACCACUUCCUGGUGGUCAACAUGAAGGGCAAUGACAUUAGCAGUGGCACUGUCCUCUCCGAUUACGUGGGCUCCGGGCCUCCCAGUGGCACAGGUCUCCACCGCUAUGUCUGGCUGGUGUACGAGCAGGCACGGCCUCUGAGCUGCGACGAGCCCAUCCUCAGCAACAAGUCUGGAGACAACUGUGCCAAGUUCAAGGUGGAGUUCUUCCGCAAGAAGUACAACCUGGGAGCCCUGGUGGCCAGCACGUGUUACCAAGCAGAGUGGGACAACUAUGUGCCCAAACUGUACGAGCAGCUGGAAGGGAAGUAGGGGCCUGUGGGGGCCAGCAGUCCUGGGCCCCCACAUUGUUAAGUUGU
Molecule: messenger RNA, 611 nt
Organism: Arvicanthis niloticus (Nile rat)
Lineage: Eukaryota; Metazoa; Chordata; Mammalia; Rodentia; Muridae
Source: RefSeq, a predicted model, not a curated record